UUCCGAUUCCGGAAUGCUUCACUUCGAUUAAUUUGAAAUUUGAAAGAAGCAAUCAGAGAAGCCUCCAAACGGUAACAGAUGGCGUUGCGAUCCUUUCACGUUGACCUCCGUCUUACCUUCUUCUUGUUCUGCUUCUGCUCCUCAAUCUCAUCUCACAAUGCACAAGACCCAACAACGAAAACCAUGGAGGAGUUCUCGGGAUACCCAAUCCAUGAAGUCGAAUCAUUUCCUUCCACCUCUAUACCUUCAAUUUCAGUUGAUGUUGAAACUCUACAAAGACAGAUUGAGGAGUUAUCAACUUUCUCGGAUACGCCUGCCCCAUCAGUAACUAGGAUUCUGUACAGCGAGAAGGAUGUGUUGGCUAGGAGGUAUGUGAAGAACUUAAUGGGACUCUCUGGUCUUUCUAUUAGAGAGGAUGCUGUUGGUAACAUAUUUGGUCGAUGGGAUGGAUAUGAACCAGAGCUUGCAGCAGUCGCAACAGGUUCUCACAUUGAUGCUAUUCCAUACGCUGGAAAAUAUGAUGGUGUUGUUGGUGUUUUGGGGGCAAUAGAGGCAAUUAACGUGCUGAGAAGGUCUGGCUUCAAGCCUAAAAGAUCGUUGGAGUUGAUAUUGUUCACAUCAGAAGAGCCCACACGAUAUGGGAUCGGCUGCUUGGGAAGCCGCUUAGUGUCAGGAAAUGAACAACUGGCAAAUGCUCUAAAAAAGACAGUUGAUAGUCAAAAUAUGUCCUUUUUAGAUGCUGCAAGAUCUGCUGGCUAUGCAAAAGACAGUGAAGACUUAUCCACUGUGUUCCUAAAGAAAGGAAGCUAUUCUGCUUUUGUGGAAUUGCACAUAGAGCAGGGGCCCAUCUUGGAAGAAGAAGGUACCUCAAUUGGUAUUGUGACUGCCAUUGCUGCUCCUGCAAGUUUGAAGGUAGAAUUUGAAGGCAAUGGAGGACAUGCCGGAGCUGUCCUAAUGCCACAUAGAAACGAUGCAGGAUUGGCAGCUGCAGAGUUAGCAUUAGCUGUUGAAAAACAUGUAGUGGAAUCAGGAUCAAUUGACACUGUUGGUACUGUAGGCAUUUUGGAGCUGCAUCCUGGAGCAAUCAAUAGCAUACCUAGCAAAUCACACCUGGAAAUUGACACACGAGACAUUGAUGAGAAGAGGAGAAACACUGUUGUUGAGAAAAUACAUCAAUCUGCCAUGGCAAUAGCUAAGAAUCGCCGGGUCAACCUCUCAGAAUUUAAAAUCAUCAAUCAGGACCCACCAGCCCUGUCAGAUAAAUCAAUAAUUAGAGCAAUGGAAACCGCAUCACAAGAGCUCAACCUCACUCACAAGUUGAUGAUCAGCCGUGCUUACCAUGAUUCACUGUUCAUGGCGAGAAUAUCUCCAAUGGGCAUGAUCUUCAUUCCAUGUUACAAAGGUUAUAGCCACAAGCCCGAAGAAUAUGCCUCAAGUGAGGAUAUUGCAAAUGGGGUCAAGGUCUUAGCACUUACACUUGCCAAGUUAUCCCAGGACUGAUUUCCACAUAUUUGGUUCUUGACUAGAUUGGAUUUUAUGUAAGUG
Molecule: messenger RNA, 1545 nt
Organism: Telopea speciosissima
Lineage: Eukaryota; Viridiplantae; Streptophyta; Magnoliopsida; Proteales; Proteaceae
Product: ureidoglycolate hydrolase
Exons: 12
Coding region: 79-1500 (473 amino acids)
Molecular function (GO): hydrolase activity, acting on carbon-nitrogen (but not peptide) bonds, in linear amidines
Source: RefSeq, a predicted model, not a curated record